Molecule: messenger RNA, 1314 nt
Organism: Mesocricetus auratus (golden hamster)
Lineage: Eukaryota; Metazoa; Chordata; Mammalia; Rodentia; Cricetidae
Product: 2'-5'-oligoadenylate synthase 1A-like
Exons: 6
Coding region: 1-1005 (334 amino acids)
Biological process (GO): negative regulation of viral genome replication; defense response to virus; regulation of ribonuclease activity
Cellular component (GO): cytosol; nucleoplasm; membrane
Molecular function (GO): double-stranded RNA binding; 2'-5'-oligoadenylate synthetase activity
Source: RefSeq, a predicted model, not a curated record
AUGGUCUUCCUCAUUCCUGAAACCAACUUCCAUUUUAAGGUCAAGGCAGAGAUGAAGACCAUAUGUGCUCUCCUAAAGGAGAGAUGCUUCCAAGGAGGCGCCCAUCCCGUGUGGGUCUCCAAGGUGGUGAAGGUCAACUCCAACGGUGACUCAGAACGCAAGGGCAGGCUGGAAUCUGACCUUGUAGUGUUCUUUACCAAUCUUCACACUUUUGAGAAUUAUUUAUAUCGAUGGGGAGUGGUCAUCGAGGAAAUUAAGGAACACCUGCAUAAGUUUCAGAGAGAGAAAGAUAUUAGCCUGAAGUUGGAGGUCGAGAGUUCAAAGCAACCCAACCCCCAAGCACUCAGUUUCAAGCUAAUCGACCCAGAUCAGGAGGGGAGGUUUGUGAAGUUUGAUGUGCUGCUGGCCUAUAAUGUCCUGGGUCAGUUCAACUACAUCAAGCCUAGCCCCAAAAUCUACACUGACCUCAUCAGUGAGCGCACCUCCAAGAAGCUGGAGGACAAGUUUGCCACCUGCCUCAUGGUGCCCCAGAGAAUAUUCUUGGGGAGUACACCAAACAAGCUGAAGUAUCUUAGAGACCGGGUCAAGGACUGGUACCAAACGUGUAAGAAGAAGCUGGGGAAGCCGCUGCCCCCACUGUAUGCGCUGGAGCUGCUCACAUUCUACGCCUGGGAAUAUGGGAGUGGAGUCUCUGACUUCAACACAACCGAGGGCUUCAAGACAGUCUUGGAACUGGUCACCAAGUACAGACAGCUUCGAAUAUACUGGACAAUGUGUUAUGACAUUAAACUCCAGCACAGACAGCUCAGUGGAGCCAGGCCUGUGAUCCUGGACCCGGCUGACCCAGCAACAAAUGUGGCUGGUUUGAACGCAGAUGGCUGGUGCCUGCUGGCAGAGGAGGCGAUGACAUACCUGGACUCUGAAUACUUUAAAUACUGGGAUGGCUCCCCAGUGGGCUCAUGGGAUGUGCCGGUGAUUGAGAGCUGGGCUUGUGUCCUUCUGUGAGCACAGCAGCUUCUGCCCAGGAGGCUCGCGUCUCCGCGAAUGUGACCCUCUGUGCAGGACUUCACCAGAGAAGGCCGGAAUCUUCCCAAGCUCCCAUCCUGGGCUCCUGACCCUGCCUGCCCACCCUUCUAUGUUGUCUCAUCUAUGACAGCCUUCCCUACAGCUACUUCAUCUCCCUUAAUCUGGAUAUUGUUCUCCGCAAGAGAUCAGAAGGGAAUGGGAGAACUUAACCUUGACUUCCAUUUGUGUAUCUGCUAGAGGGUUCAGUCCAAUAUCUGAUCAACAAUAAACCACAGCAGGGUCUUAGAA